AUGAACCUAUGGGCGUAUCAUCAGUUCAAGCCGAUUGCGCCUCCCCGCGACCCGGCGCUGACGUCAAAGGAUGUGACCGUCAUCGUACCCAGUCAUAAGCUCCCCCGUCAUUUAGGCUCAACUCUUCAGUCCGUGGUGGACAACAGGCCGCGGCAGUUGAUCCUGGCCACCACCGAAGAAAACAAAGCAGCAGCAGAAAGAAUAGCAAAGCAGUACACGCGGGCUCAGACUGAGCUGCAGGUUGUUGCAGUCAAGAGAGCCAGCAAGAGAAGACAGUUGAUCGAGGGAAUAAAGAAUGUUACCACUGCUGUCACGGUGCUCGCGGACGACGAUGUGAUCUGGGGUCCUAGCCUCCUGCGAUGGAUUCUUGCGCCAUUUAGCCGAGAGCGAAUCGGGGGGGUUGCAACGUGCCAACGACUGAUCCGUGAACCAGGUGGGAGUUGCAUCCAAAAGCUGUGGGGUUUCCUGGGAGCCUUGUAUCUUGAGCGGAGGAACUUUGACUGCACGGCAACGGCCUACAUAGACGGAGGAACAGCGUGUCUCUCCGGAAGGACCGUGGCAUAUCGGACUGAGAUCCUGGCAGACCCAGCAUUGCAGGCGGAAUUCGAGACUGAAACCUGGCGCGGCCAUGAGGUUCGAUCAGAUGACGACAAUUUCCUCACACGAUGGUUGGUCUCGCAUGGCUGGGGAAUGUAUUUCCAAAACCACCAGGAGGCACUUGUCGUUACCACGCUGGAGGAUAACUCGAGGUUCCUGAAGCAGAAACACCCAUACAGCACUUAUGCGGUCUACCUCACCACUCUUUUCCCACCAGUGGCGUGCGUGACGGAUGGGAUGUUGGUCUGGCUAUGUCACAAGGCGACCGAAGCCGACCGUGCGUCGAACCGUCGAUUGCUGACAUUGCUUCUGUUGUGGAUGUUCAUCACCAAAUGUGUCAAGUUCCUAGGCUACUUCCAGCGGAAUCCUGUUGACAUAUUCCUGCUGCCACUGUCCGUGUUGUUUGGUUAUGCGCACGGUGCGAUCAAACUCUACGCCCUCUGUACGCUGCACGUGACCACCUGGGAAGACCGGGCGGAACACCCCGCGCGGACGUCGGGGCGAGAGCUGCGUACAUUCUUCUGGAAGGAGUAUGGCUGGCCAGCGGGCGACAGGAAUCUGCAGCUUCGCCUCGUGGGUGCUGUCCUCUGCCUGCUGGUCCUGCGGGGGCUGAACAUGUUGAUGCCGCUGCAGAUCCGAUGGGCAAUGGACACGUCGAGUGAGCCUCGUGAUAUAACCUUGCAAAUGCUCGCCCUUCUGUUCUCCCAAUUAUUCGAUAUCAAUCAGCUUUUCGUCAGUCUGAGAUCAUCUCUGUUACUUCCUCUGGAGAAAACGUGGUCUCGGAGACUGAGGGAGGAUGCCUUCAGCAAGAUUAUGAAACUCCCAAGCAACCUUCAUGACUCACAGAACCCUGCCAGCUUGUUGGACAUGAUUUCAGAGACACGCAGCUUUGAGAACGUCGUGACGAUGACCCUCUUCGUCUCUAUUCCUACCUUUCUCGACACGCUCCUCGCUCUCGUCUCCAUCUGCUGGCAGCUUGGACCCCGGGAGGCAGUAUCCUUUUCCGCGGUCAUGGCGGGCUACGUGAUGGUGGCGAGGAAGUUGCACUCGCGACGUGGGAAACAAUGGGCUGAAUACUGGAACAGGAUCGCACGGGAGAGAGAGCUCCGCCAAGACGUCAUCUUCAAUCGAUUAAUAUCAGUCCGCUUCAAUCAGGUUGACGGUGAGAUCGCCCACCAUGGGGCUUUAGUCAAUGCAUCUCUGAAUGCCGAACCGGGCUAUUCCUCUCCGUUUGAGACCUUGGUUUUUUUUGCCGCCGGACUGGUCUUAUGCGUUGUAACCACGCGACGUGCUGGUGCGAUGGCCUUGAUGGUAGCGCACCUAGUGCUACUGCGCAGGCCCUUGGAGAUCCUGUUGAGUAUCGUGGAUGGUGUAAAUCAGGAACUUGCGCGUCUGGAACCACUCAUCGCACUCUUCAAUAUGUCGACGGCUGACCAACUGAGAAUCCUACCAGGGAUUGUAUUCGACCGAGUUACCUUUUCUUAUGGCUCAAACAAUAUUCUUAACGAGCUGUCAUUCACGGUGCCAAACGGCAAAACUGUGGCUAUUGUCGGAGCGUCCGGCACUGGAAAAUCAACAAUAUGCGACCUUAUAAGCCGAGACCGGUCUCCCGAUUCUGGUGCUAUUCGAAUUGACGGUAAAGAUCUUUCAGACAUCGAUGGGAACCGCAUCACAUAUGCAUCUCAGAAGCCUGAUUUCCUUCGUCGCAGCAUUCUGGCUAACCUUCAAUAUGGCCAGCCCGGAGAGGAUGAGACGGUUGUGCAAGAGAUCUGUCGUGCGGUGGGCAUUCACGACCGGAUACUUCAAUGCUCUGAAGGGUAUCGCACUCAAUACAAACCUCACCUAUUUUCUGGUGGAGAGCUGCAGAUGUUAAACACCGCGCGUGCGCUUAUCAGGAAAUCUGCACGAAUCGCGCUGUUUGAUGAGCCCACAAAUAACCUGGAUAGUACGUCAUCCACCCGAGUCCUGGAUGCAAUAAAAGAUUAUGGCGUGACACGUACAUGUAUCAUAAUAUCGCACAAGCUCAGGGAUAUCCAACAUAUCGAUCAUAUAUUGGUUCUACAGAAAGGAAAAAUAGCGGAAACAGGGAAUUUCAGCCAGCUAAUAGCCAAACGGGGUAUAUUUUACGAUUUCUAUCUAGCGGGAACUGGGGGCAGUACGAAGGCCAAAUAA
Molecule: messenger RNA, 2769 nt
Organism: Ophidiomyces ophidiicola
Lineage: Eukaryota; Fungi; Ascomycota; Eurotiomycetes; Onygenales; Onygenaceae
Exons: 6
Coding region: 1-2769 (922 amino acids)
Biological process (GO): transmembrane transport
Cellular component (GO): membrane
Molecular function (GO): ATP hydrolysis activity; ATP binding; ABC-type transporter activity
Source: RefSeq, a predicted model, not a curated record